AUGUGUUUCAGCCUGGUCCAGGUGGUCCACAGUGCAGCAGAGAGACGUCCAGAUGUUAAGGAGAGAUACACUGAAGCCACUGUCACUCUCAAUGUGCACGCCACGAGCACGCUCGCCAAGGAGGCCGCUGUGUGCGGAGCCUUCCAGCUCUACAUCAGCACGGACUACAUGUUUGACGGGAGGAAUCCUCCGUAUGGAGAAGACGACAGUCCCAACCCUCUCAACGUUUACGGACGCAGCAAAGUGGAGGGAGAGAGACACUAUCCAGGUGCUGCAGUGCUGCGGGUGCCCGUUCUGUUCGGGGAGGUGGAGUCUGUGACGGAGAGUGCGGUGACGUCUCUGUGGCUGGACGUCCAGAACGUCUCCGAGAUCUCUCUGGAUCACCGCCUGCAGAGGUUCCCCACAGACGCCAGAGACGUGGCUGCGGUCUGCAGGAAGCUGGCCCAGAGACAGUAUCAAGACCCGUCCAUCAGAGGAAUCUUUCAUUUUUUGGCUAAAGAGCAGAUGACCAAAUAUGAGAUGUCUAUCGCCAUGGCAACAGCCUUCAACCUGCUGUCCAACCACCGCAUUCCUCUGAUGGAGCAGCUGACGGCGGCGACUCCUCGACCAAUCAACAGCCAGUUGAACUGUUGUCGUCUGGAGCAGCUGAACCUGAGCGUGGAGCCGCAAGCUUUCACCUCCGCCAUCACAGACUGUUUGUGGCCCUUUACCCCGGACAAACGCUGGAGACAGACCGUCUUCCACUGACAUGGAGAAAGAGAGAGACAGGCAGA
Molecule: messenger RNA, 773 nt
Organism: Perca fluviatilis (European perch)
Lineage: Eukaryota; Metazoa; Chordata; Actinopteri; Perciformes; Percidae
Product: methionine adenosyltransferase 2 subunit beta-like
Exons: 6
Coding region: 1-747 (248 amino acids)
Biological process (GO): S-adenosylmethionine biosynthetic process
Cellular component (GO): methionine adenosyltransferase complex
Molecular function (GO): methionine adenosyltransferase regulator activity
Source: RefSeq, a predicted model, not a curated record